UUAGAUUGAUGCGGGCUUAAAAUAAGUUGAAGCAUUGGAGGCCCAUAGCAAUAUUGCAACAGCGUUAGCAUAAUAACCAAAUAUCCAUCAUUAUCCCCUACUCACUUUCCCCAUUCCUACUCGAAAGAAAUUGUAAAAUGUCGAGAAAGUUGGGAAAGAGAAAGGAAGAGAAUGAGUACGCUUCUGAUGGCGAAAAUCCUCCUAAGAAAUUCUCCAAAACUGAUGAUUCUGACGAUGCUGAUGCUGAUGGCAUCGUCGUCUGUGAGAUUUCUAAGAAUAGGAGAGUAUCAGUUAGGAGCUUUGGAGGGAAGAUAAUGGUGGAUAUUCGUGAGUUUUAUGUUAAAGAGGGCAAGCAAAUGCCUGGCAGAAAAGGCAUCUCAUUGAGUAUGGAUCAGUGGAAUGUACUCAGAGAUCAUGCAGAUGAAAUUGAUGAGGCUGUUGCUGAGGCCUGAGAACAGAGUCAAGUCCUGGAAGUGGCCAUCAGAUAUUUGGUGUUAGAAUGUUAUUUUGGAAUUGGAACUAGGAGAUGUUUGUCCUUAGUACUGUUGUAGACUAGAUUAGGGAUAAAGCAAACUGUUUAAACAUGUAGUAACCAGUUUGGUGUCCCAUAUGCAUGUACUCUUUUCCCGACUUUCUACUCUAUGUGUCACUUAGCUCACCUUUGAUAGAGGAGGGCUAUUCAACUUGUGCAAGAAUAUUGAAACUUCUGUUGGGAGCG
Molecule: messenger RNA, 718 nt
Organism: Capsicum annuum
Lineage: Eukaryota; Viridiplantae; Streptophyta; Magnoliopsida; Solanales; Solanaceae
Product: RNA polymerase II transcriptional coactivator KIWI
Exons: 3
Coding region: 138-452 (104 amino acids)
Biological process (GO): positive regulation of transcription initiation by RNA polymerase II
Cellular component (GO): nucleus; transcription regulator complex
Molecular function (GO): DNA binding; transcription coactivator activity
Source: RefSeq, a predicted model, not a curated record